Messenger RNA from Paramacrobiotus metropolitanus, 4411 nucleotides. RefSeq lists its product as uncharacterized. The record is from RefSeq and is a predicted model, not a curated record. The transcript is spliced from 7 exons. NCBI's taxonomy places the organism in Eukaryota, Metazoa, Tardigrada, Eutardigrada, Parachela, Macrobiotidae. Bases 2829 to 3947 code for a protein of 372 amino acids.
CGUAUUUACGGCGUUUGUAAUCUUCGGCCAUAUGUGCAACAUUACCGGAUGCGCUCGCACUUGCCCGGACAUGCGAUGCAGCUACUGUGUCCCAGCAUGUGGCGCCCCAUACCAAGUACGAAUCGGCGUGGCACUUCGUUUUGGACUUCCAGCAGUAGAAGAACACGAUUGUGUGAACUGCGGAAGCCAUGUAGAAACGAACGGCCACCAUGGCCUUUCUUGUUCCAGCAGCAGAGGCAGAUGGUCUAGACAUACCGAACUAAAUGCCGAAACAAAGCGGGCUUUGGAGCAUGCUGGGUAUCCAUGUCAAAGCGAGCCACUCGGAAUGUCAGGCAAAGAUAACACGCGGCCAGACGGCAUGACCCUAGUGCCGGUACGGGAUGGUAAGGCGCUGGUAUGGGACUCCACAUGCUGGGACACAGUAGCUGCAACGCAUGUCCGGGCAAGUGGGAGCGCAUCCGGUAGUGUUGCACAUAUGGCCGAAGAUUGCAAACGCCGUAAAUACGCCUACGUGGACAGGAAUAGAUGACCGGGAAAUCAGUUAAUAAUAAUUUUAUAUUCCGUGUAAAAAUGACGGCGAUUUGCGUAGCGGUGUGUCUACUCCUCGGCGGCGCAUGGCCUUUCCAUCCAGUAAGUAAUGGAAAGAGUAUUACGUGUACUUUUAUAUAUAACAUCUGUCUGUAAACGAGCAUUCGCAUUAGCCGGAAUUGAAACAGAGCUUGAACCAGUGGGCUUAUGUCGAACGAAUGGCCAACGCCCGGAUGGCGUUACGUUAGCACCGUGGGAAAGAGGAAGAAUGCUGACGUGGGAUGUCACCUGCGUCUGUACGGUGGCAUUAUCGCAUAUCGUGGCAACAUCCGAGCGAGCUGGUGCAGCGGCGGCAAAGGCUGAACAGGAUAAGGUAACCAAGUACCAGAACAUCACCCCGGACUACCUGUUCAGCGCUCUGGGCUUUGAACGGCUAGGACCAAACGGACCGGAAGCUUCCCGUCUGCUGACGGAAGUGGGUAGAAGGGUACGGCAAGAAACUGGCGAGGCAAGAGCACCGGAAUACCUGCGCCAGCGUAUCAGCAUAGAAAUCCAGCGCGGGAACGCGGCCUCCGUUCAGGGAACAGCUCCACCGGGAGCAAAUUUAGAUCAGUUGUUCUCUGUUCUUAGACCUCCCGAGGCUGUUUUCUGCUGAUUGAGUGUACUGCGUUUUGAUGUUAACUGUUGUGUGUAAGCUAAAUAUACAUCUAAUACAUAUGUUAGCUGAAAAACAUCUCUGUUCUUAUACGUCGGCGGUGUAUUCGUACGCCGCCCCGUUACAAGUGCCUCCCACGAGGAAAAUCUCUUUUGAUUAAUUUUAAUUCCUGUUUAAACCACUUUCCUGUCUAGCGCAGUUAACGUUCACGAAAACCUGUAAGCUGAACAUUUCAAAUAAAGGAAAUUCAGGGACUUCCGGCGCUUGACGCAAAUGCAACGUAAAUCGAACGGGAAGUAGUGCGAAUGUUUAAUUUCGAGUACGAAACAUGCGCUCUGGCUUAGGAUGAUUUUCAGUCUCGCUACGGAAGUUUAUGGACAGGAAUGGAUGACCGGGAAAUCAGUUAAUGACUGUAGAGUUUCGCAGUGUCACUGUGCAGAUACCGGUUUCGUCGAGCAACAGUAUACUUUACCGGUAUAUACAGCGAUGUUACGAUCACGUAAAGUAUCGAAGACGCCGCCGAUAGCCGCUAGAUUGCCGCAUUCCAGGGACCACUGCCAGCAGCAAAUAGCGCCGGCCGGCCGGGCGGGCUGCGGUCCGGUCGCAGCUGACGGGCCGCUACCGGCACACACCCACGUAACCGCCUAAAUAUGCGCGCAGCUUUUGUUCAGCCGUCUUCCUUAUUCCCAUCCGCAUUACAUGUAUAGACUAAGAUUCCCCAUGAGGGAAUCUGUCCAUUAUUGGUCAGCAGCGCAUCUGACCCCGCCCGCUUGGAGAUUGGCCAGCGGUCAGUUUCUGGAUGAGGUAUAUAAGCAACUGCCGCACAGCCAGUUGCCAAUACCUUCCCAGUUCGCUUAGAAAUUUUUAGCCUGCUUGUUGCAGAUAGCCUUGUAGCCUGCUUAUUGCAGAUAGAUACGUGCCUUCUCUUGUAAUACGUGUAAUAACUGUUUUUGCUCCCACUACUACCAACGGUCAAUUCUACAAUGGUUUCCAAGAACGAGCUGAAGAAACUGAAGGUUCCGGAGUUUAAGAAAGCCUGCCGCGACGCUGGCCUUGACGACACCGGCGUACGCAAAACCCUACUGGCCCGACUUUACGCGCACAAUAGUAUCCCACCUUCUCGCAUGGAGGGCGUCGUGGAAGCCAACGGCGUGGUUGCCCCGAAUGACCACCCUGUAGGACCUCCCGUCGGCAUAGCUGCUGCUGGACCGAUGGCCGAGCAGAUUACUGUAUGCGGCCUUGCACCAGCCACCUUGCUUGAUCUGGAGGAAGCCGGCUUCACCAACCUUGACAAACUCCUCCGCCUUCACCAAAGCAAAUCGUACCCGAAGGAUUUGGAGUUCAUCAAGCUCCCCGCCGACCGCAACGAGAUUCAGAUUUUCAUCAAUCAACGAGCGUCACUGGCUGUGUCCGAUCUCCGCCAACUGUUACGUUCCCGCAACAGUAAUGCCGGAUCCGCGCAAGCCAAUGUGCCGGUUGCCAUUACCACCAACGCCCCGCAUGGCACCGAUCACCCGGAGCCAGUCCCGUCGACCAGUGCGGCCGGCAGCAACCGUGGAAGGGCUCGCUCUCGUGGCUACUCCGCCACCGCUCGCAUCACCACUACGGCCGCCAGCAGUCGACCACUGCGCAUUCGGUGCAGCCGAUGCAGCCGAUGACCUUUAGCGGUAUGAACUUUGACGCGUUCAACGCGCAGACGAACUCGCAGAAGCAGGACCAGAAGAGCAGUCAGGCGGCCUCCACCGGCGACGCCUCGGCCGGCUCCGGCCAGAUCGCCAGCAACCAGAACUCCAACAUGCUCACCAACGGACGGCCCCGCUUCGUGCAGCCGAUGCAGCCGAUGACCUUUAGCGGUAUGAACUUUGACGCGUUCAACGCGCAGACGAACGCGCAGAAGCAGGACCAGAAGAGCAGUCAGGCGGCCUCCAUCGGCGACGCCUCGGCCGGCUCCGGCCAGAUCGCCAGCAACCAGAACUCCAACAUGCUCACCAACGGACGGCCCCGCUUCGUGCAGCCGAUGCAGCCGAUGACCUUUAGCGGUAUGAACUUUGACGCGUUCAACGCGCAGACGAACGCGCAGAAGCAGGACCAGAAGAGCAGUCAGGCGGCCUCCAUCGGCGACGCCUCGGCCGGCUCCGGCCAGAUCGCCAGCAACCAGAACUCCAACAUGCUCACCAACGGACGGCCCCGCUUCGGUACCGUUACCGGUGCACACAAUGUACCCGCCGAAUUCCUCCACUGGCAGCCGAUGACCUUUGGCAUUAUGAACUUUGACGCGUUCAACGGGCAGACGAACGCGCAGAAGCAGAAACAGAAGGCCAGCCAGGCGGCCUCCACCGGCGACCCCUCGGCCGACUCCGGCCAGAUCGCCAGCAACCAGAACUCCAACAUGCUCACCAACGCCAACGGCCCGCUGACCAACGCCGGCUCCCAGGGCGGCUGCGCCGGAGGCAACUGCGCCCUGUCCGGCGCGGCGCAACUGCAGGCCGGCGAUCAGAGCCAGGGCCAGAAGCAGGGCGCCAACCAGAACCUCUUGGGCCAGAAGGGCAGCAACGGCCUACAGAUGCCUAAUCUCCUUAACAACAACAUGUUCAACAACGCCAACCUCAACGCGCAGAAGCAGACCCAGAAGACCAGCCAGGCGGCCUCCACCGGCGACCCCUCGGCCGACUCCGGCCAGAUCGCCAGCAACCAGAACUCCAACAUGCUCACCAACGCCAACGGCCCGCUGACCAACGCCGGUUUCCCAGGGCGGCUGCGCUGAGGCAACUGCGCCCUGUCCGGCGCGGCGCAACUGCAGGCCGGCGAUCAGAGCCAGGGCCAGAAGCAGGGCGCCAACCAGAACCUCUUGGGCCAGAAGGGCAGCAACGGCCUACAGAUGCCUAAUCUCCUUAGCUACAACAUGUUCAACAACGCCAACCUCAACACGCAAAAGCAGACGCAGAAACAGACGCAGAUCGGCGGCACUGCUACCGGCACCGGCGCGGCCCAGCCUUUCUGGCCUUUUCGACCUUUCCCUCUAAUUUAUUCUAAUUAUUAUAGUUUAAUCUAAAUUAUGGGCAACAUGAUCUCGUUGACCUUUCCAUUUAUCGGUAAUUUAGCUUACUGUUAUUUUAUUUACAUUAUAGGCACCCUGGCUUCGGUGACCUUUCCCUUUAUCGUUAAUUUAUUGUUUUUAUUGUUUAUUGUUUAUUGAACGGCAGGCAGGUAACCCAUUAAAAGCUAGGA